Messenger RNA from Cottoperca gobio, 1277 nucleotides. RefSeq lists its product as uncharacterized. NCBI's taxonomy places the organism in Eukaryota, Metazoa, Chordata, Actinopteri, Perciformes, Bovichtidae. Gene Ontology annotation, biological process: immune response; cytokine-mediated signaling pathway; inflammatory response. The record is from RefSeq and is a predicted model, not a curated record. Gene Ontology annotation, molecular function: cytokine activity.
CAGAAGCACAGACACACUGAGGGCUUUAAAGGGGCGGCAUGGUCACUGGUGUCGGCUUCAGUCUUUGGCACUAUCAGCAGCGGACACUGUCAGCACCAUGGAUCUGAAGGAUUCUCUGGUUAAUGGAGGCGUGCUGAUCGUCCACCAGAUCCAUGAAGGAAAGCACCAGUAUGAAGUGGAAAAUGUGAUGAAGUACAAAAAAAAGAGUGGAGAUAAAUCGUUUGUCAGGAGAGGAGACAAACUGAUGCAAAUAAACGGCAUGGACCUGCAGGAUCUCACACCGGAGGAGUUGGCUCAAGCGUUAGCAAAAGAUACUCCGAUGCUGACGGUGCACAAGGCCUGUCAGAAAGAACGAGCAACUGGCAUGUCCUCCCGGGCUGAGGAUACUUUACAGCCUGUGUCCAAGGAAUCCACAAUACUCAGUUUCAGCAUGGAGAUGAGGAGGGAGGAAGAUAUGGAGGAGAAUGAAGUGGGCCAGGAUGCAACAGGAAAGGAGGACGGGGGUAUCGAGGAGAAAGUUUGUGGCGCUGAUAACAAGGAGAAUGGGGAGAGGGGGGAUCUGCUCAUCAUUUCCAUGAAGAAAACCUGCAUCUCUGUGGUGAGAGGGAGGGGCUGCGAUAGUGGGGGCCCCUGUCAGGGAUGUCAUGGGACAGGAUGUACCUUUAAUGAUGUUGUCAUGGUGUCAGAAUCCAGCAAGGUCGUGCUUGUUCCAAGAGGAGGUACAAGUUUCCGACAGCUAAAGUCGUUGAACACUCCAAUCCAACAUGUGAACUCUCACUAUUACCUCCAAAGUUUCUGUUCACAGAAGACCCUCUAUGCUUCAGAGAAUCCAGAGGAGAUGACCAUCUACAUCUACAAGUCAACCAGUGUCAUUUUUGAAGGAAUUCCAGUGGUCCUAAACUUUAGCAACUCCAACUGCUUUCUCAGGUGCUGCAAGGAAGGGGGGAAGGUGUUCCUACAAGUGGAGAUGUGCGAGAAGCAGAAGCUGAAGAAGAUCACCAUGAGCGACGAGAGCACUCUAUCCUUCCUCUUCUACAUGAAGACCGACCCGACUAAACAGCGGAAGUUUGAGUCAGCGCUGCACGGCGGGUGGUUCAUCCAAAUAAAAAACAUCGACUCAGUGCAAAUAGCAACCCAGGAAGCAGGAAUGGGAGAGGAAACGUUUCUCUUCAUCAUUGAGACAAAUCAGUGAUGAAAGGUCACUUUUUCACUCCAGUUUACCAUUUCAAAUGUGGAAUUUUAUUUGUGACUUCUUAUUAAACAAAAGAAAAACGUGA